UCAGUCUUGACGGCUAGACUAGCUCGGAAUCAGUCCAGGAACAAGGGUUUGCUUGAUGUGACAGGCACAAGCGCAGAACCUUCUCUCCCUCUUCCUCUUAUCUCUUACUCACUCGCAGUCACAGACGCUAGCCAACCGCAACGAGGGAAACCGCCAUCCGGCGUCGAGCACGGAGAAUCACUCGCAUGCGCAUAUGGCGUGCCGGCCUGGGCUCGUCACGGAGUUAUCUCCAAUUCGCGGAGAGAUGGGAGAAACGCUCUACGAAAACGGGGCGUGGCCUUUGUCGUUGGAUACCGCAAGUGUCUAGAGCGAGCAUAUCACGAGACAAACCAAGGCAUACCACCAAGAUCGCACAUCGAUACCAACGUCAACCCAGCAAGAUCUCGUGCUGUCGCCUCGCGCCUCGCUCUUCACUACUUCAGGUUACGCCGCCGCUGCGAUGUAUUGCGCCGAGGUCCGCGACGCACUAGAGCCCUUCUCGAAUAA
This is a messenger RNA of Colletotrichum tamarilloi, 486 nucleotides long. RefSeq lists its product as uncharacterized. The record is from RefSeq and is a predicted model, not a curated record. NCBI's taxonomy places the organism in Eukaryota, Fungi, Ascomycota, Sordariomycetes, Glomerellales, Glomerellaceae. The annotation marks the transcript as partial. The transcript is spliced from 2 exons.